CGGGUUUCACUCAGGUCGGGCUCAGUGCUAUAUAUACCCGUGCCGUUGUUCCCGCAGCUUCAUUCCUUUUUUCUUCGUCAGAGAGGCAGAGACUCGCUCAGCAGAGAUGUCUGGUCGCGGAAAGGGUGGCAAAGGCCUUGGAAAGGGAGGCGCCAAGCGGCACCGCAAAGUGCUUCGCGAUAACAUCCAGGGCAUCACCAAGCCUGCUAUCCGCCGCUUGGCUCGCCGCGGAGGCGUGAAGCGUAUUUCUGGCUUGAUCUACGAAGAGACCCGAGGCGUCCUCAAAGUCUUCCUGGAGAACGUGAUUCGCGAUGCUGUGACCUACACCGAGCACGCAAAGAGGAAGACCGUGACUGCCAUGGACGUCGUCUACGCUCUGAAGCGCCAGGGUCGUACUCUGUACGGUUUUGGUGGCUAAACUUUUCAAAACCCUUCAUAUACUUAACCCAAAAGGCCCUUAUAAGGGCCACCCACGCUUUCAUAAAAAGAGCCGCGCUCGCUUGUAUCUUAAAAAAGCAA
Messenger RNA from Podarcis raffonei (Aeolian wall lizard), 519 nucleotides. RefSeq names its product histone H4. The transcript has a single exon. Gene Ontology annotation, cellular component: nucleosome. The coding region runs from base 107 to 418 and encodes 103 amino acids. Gene Ontology annotation, molecular function: protein heterodimerization activity; structural constituent of chromatin; DNA binding. NCBI's taxonomy places the organism in Eukaryota, Metazoa, Chordata, Lepidosauria, Squamata, Lacertidae. The record is from RefSeq and is a predicted model, not a curated record. Gene Ontology annotation, biological process: nucleosome assembly.